This is a messenger RNA of Branchiostoma floridae (Florida lancelet), 3353 nucleotides long. RefSeq names its product serine/threonine-protein kinase 25-like. The record is from RefSeq and is a predicted model, not a curated record. Gene Ontology annotation, molecular function: protein kinase activity; ATP binding. Gene Ontology annotation, biological process: protein phosphorylation. NCBI's taxonomy places the organism in Eukaryota, Metazoa, Chordata, Leptocardii, Amphioxiformes, Branchiostomatidae. The transcript is spliced from 12 exons. The coding region runs from base 343 to 1836 and encodes 497 amino acids.
ACUACUUUGCGAUGGCGGAUGGUUUUCAGUGUGCGCCACACCCUGAACCAAGCCAAGAUGGCUGCUCUGGUGGAAAUUAAGAUUUAGCACUGCCGAACAACAGUAUUUACAGCUCCUUUCGUCUUUACUACGAUGUCUACAAGAAUGGAUAGCACGGGGAACUAUUUCUAGAGAGUCCAUAGGUAUAAACAGUGGUUCAAAGUUGCCUGUGUUCCUUCAGCGCGAAGCUUUUUGGGUGAAAGCCGCUCGGAAGUUGAGGAGGGGACAGACGACUCCGUCUGUUUUUUGUGGGAGAAGAUUUGAUUUGGUGUCCGUGAGUGUGAAGAAAGACUGAACUUCAAAAUGAUGAUGGAACAUUUGCCGAAUCAGAACACCCAGGCGGAUCCUGAGGUGCUUUUUACCAAACUGGAGCGGAUUGGCAAGGGUUCGUUUGGAGAGGUGUUCAAGGGCAUCGACAACAGGACCAAGGAAGUGGUGGCCAUCAAGAUCAUUGACCUGGAGGAGGCAGAGGAUGAGAUAGAGGACAUACAGCAGGAGAUCACAGUUCUUAGUCAGUGUGACAGCCCCUAUGUUACCAAGUACUUUGGAUCUUUUCUCAAGGGCACAAAACUAUGGAUUAUAAUGGAGUACCUGGGUGGAGGCUCAGCAUUAGACUUGAUGAAGGCCGGUACAUUUGAAGAGCACUUCAUUGCAACAAUUCUACGAGAGAUCCUGAAGGGACUGGACUAUCUUCACUCUGAGGGAAAACUGCACAGAGAUAUCAAAGCUGCCAACGUCCUACUGUCAGAGAAUGGUGACGUAAAGCUGGCAGAUUUCGGGGUGGCAGGACAGCUGACCGACACCCAGAUCAAGAGAAACACAUUUGUGGGGACGCCCUUCUGGAUGGCACCAGAGGUCAUCAAACAGUCGGCCUACGACUCAAAGGCGGACAUCUGGAGUCUGGGCAUCACAGCAAUAGAACUGGCAAAGGGCGAGCCUCCCAACUCUGACCUGCACCCCAUGAGGGUCCUGUUCCUCAUCCCCAAGAACAACCCUCCCCAGCUAGAGGGGAGCUACAGCAAAUCCUUCAAGGACUUUGUCGAGUCCUGCUUGAACAAAGACCCCAAGUUUAGACCUACAGCAAAAGACUUGCUCAAGCACAAGUUCAUCCGCACAGCAAAGAAGACAUCCUUCCUGGUGGAGUUGAUAGAGAAGUUUAAGAGAUGGAAGGCAGAGGGCCAUGGGGACAGUGAUUCUAAUAGUGACGAUGAGUCAAUUGCAUACAUGUCUGUGGCUAACACCCUCCCUUCCAGCCCGGGAUGCCUCAACCCCCUCGCAAAAAGUCUCUGGAACAUUUUCAAGUCCACAGAAAAUGUCUCGGCCACAAAGUCUCCCCUGCUGGAGGCACAGUACCAGACCUCCUCCACCCUACCUGACUGUCGUGCACCCGAUCCGUCUCUAUCCCUGACAGAAAAAGGAGACGAUGAUGAAGAUAAUGAGAACAACGACCCCAACUGGGACUUUGGCACGGUGAAGAGCAGGCCGGGAUCAGUGAAAAACAGCCAGCAGAACGGAGAAACCAACUCGGAGGCUGUCAGGACAGAGACGACCUCUCCUGCCACAAGAGUGCCCAAGUCUAGAAGUCUACAUGACUUGAUAGUGCCUUUAUUAACUCAGAUAAAAGAUAAACAUCGUCAGAACGGAGAGGGAAUAUUGGCAAUUGAUGACCUCAGGGAGGCAUUUGCUUUGGCGGAGGACUCGUGCCCCGGUAUCACGGACAUGCUGGUAGACAACGUUGUACAGAGAGUAAGACGGUACAGUGUAUCACACGGCACCUCAGCAUCUUCUCGUCACUAGGACUGAAACAAGCUUCACCCUCACCAUACAGCAAGGACAUCACCAUCCACACAUCCAUGCCAAGAAGAAUUACUAAGAAGCAGUCUUCUAACACUCCUUAUGUAAUAUAUAUAUAUACAUAAAUCUAUCUAUCUAUCUAUAUAUGUAUGCAAGGAACAAAUUUAUCUUCAGAGGAAUAUGGCACUUCCAACAUCAGUUUUUGAGAAGUGGACUAGGAAAUAGCUUUGUUGUUCAUUCAGGCUAACCCACUGUCAAUCUUUCAUUUCUGGUUAUCCUACAUGUACAGUCAUGUAUAUGUCAUAUGCUUUUGUAGAACUUUAAAUAGCCAGGUCACUACUGUUUCUUAUAAUAUGAAAAGACAUGGACCUGUCUGUUAAAACAUUAUCUCAACUGAGUCAAGUAUGGAAAACUGUAAUUUCUCAGUCCAAUGAAAGGGUAGCUGUGGCUGGCAUAUUGUUGGAAACUUGUCAUUAGUUAUACAGACAGAUUUUAAAAGCAUAAUAUUUUUGAUCCCAAGUCAGUCAGUUGUAUAAGUGAGGUUUUACUGUAAGUGAAGAUAUCCAAGAAGAUAAGACAAUGUUACACAGCAAUUCCAGCCUGACACAUGCCCCCAUAUUAUCACUUACUCAUCUGUAAAUGACCACAAAUAUUACUUCAUAAGCAAAAAAGAACGUUUGGAGAAGGGGAAUGUAACCUGUGUGUACUAAUUGAGGAAAUAAUGGUGUUUGUUGGUGGAAUGUUAAUCUUUCAAACAAGGCAGAGAGUCUGUACAUUUCUUGACCUUUUUUUCCUCUGCUGAUUUUAUUUUAGUAGUAGCAUAGUACUCAGAAAAACAAAAGGUAUCAUUUUUACUUUCCUUCUGUGCUCUCCUGUUGUAUUACCCACAUAGUUACCUAUGCAACUGUCCAGGUGACCCAUUAUGGUCUGUGUGCCGGAAAAGAACUGUUGGUAACGUUGAACAGUUAAAACUUGUGCCACAUGACAAUAUUACAUGGUUACUUGUUUCUUCCAAAAUUGAUAUUUCAGACCACAUCAUUUGUACAUUGUUGUAAGUGGAGACUCAAGCAUUGAGCAGUAUUAAUUUGUUUUGGCUUGUAUAUUUGCCAUGGACCUCACUUUGCAAAGAUGCAGUAAUACAGGAAUAGGUGGAGGGGAGCUAAUAGAAAUAUUUGUAAGGCUGUUCAAUACCUAAUGAUUUUGUGGUAAAUACUGACAAAAUGAUAGUGAUCAGAGAUUCCUCGCCGGACAUAGGAUUUUGAGAUGGAUACGUACGUAUGAUGUGUACGUAUCCUAGCACUGAUUAUUCAGAACUGUACGUAGCAGAUUUCUUCUCUAGAUCUAGAGAAGUAGAGAUGGUUUUAUUUGCUUCCACUUCAUUAGAUGUUCUGUUCUUAAAUAAGGUCUUUUAGAUGGAAUAGAUGGUAAAAUACAAUGCCAAAAUUAUGGGCAAAAUAAGUUGUGUCAUCUUUGAUGUGAUGUAUUACAUUGAUGCAAUAAAUCACCAAAGAAACAACAAA